Molecule: messenger RNA, 9821 nt
Organism: Cynoglossus semilaevis (tongue sole)
Lineage: Eukaryota; Metazoa; Chordata; Actinopteri; Pleuronectiformes; Cynoglossidae
Gene: unc13c
Product: unc-13 homolog C (C. elegans)
Exons: 35
Coding region: 786-8465 (2559 amino acids)
Biological process (GO): synaptic vesicle priming; synaptic transmission, glutamatergic; presynaptic dense core vesicle exocytosis
Cellular component (GO): presynaptic active zone cytoplasmic component; plasma membrane; neuromuscular junction
Molecular function (GO): phospholipid binding; calmodulin binding; diacylglycerol binding
Source: RefSeq, a predicted model, not a curated record
GAUAGAUAGAGAGAGAGAGAGAGAGAGGCAGUGAGGGAGAGGGAGGUUUAGGGGAGGAACAGACAUUCUCCGGGCGGGCAGCUCACUCUCAGUCAGGGCAGCCAGGAACAGCCAACCACCGCAGCCUUGUCAGUCUCUCCCCGGCACCACCACCACCACCGCCCGCUUCUCUUUUUUGGACGAGACGCUCGGUGCUCUGUGGUUGUCCAUGUGAAAUAACGGCUUAUUAGUCCGCGUCCCAGGCUCCCCGUCAGUGGGGGGGGGAGACCAACCGAAGACCCAGGGAGCAUGGCGAAGAGGCGGGUGCGCGUUGGUCGGCGCGGCCAGGACUGUGAUGGGCUGUGGUGGUGUCUGACGGUCACGGAGAGAUGCUCUGAGCUCUGGUAUUAGCAGGGCAGCUGCGCACCGAGCCACUCUCUCUCUCUCUUUAUCCCUCUCUCUACCCCUCCUCCCAACGCCCCCCCCUCAAGCAUCGUCGCCGGAUCUCCUCGCUCCGACCAUUUGCCUGAAACCGGGGGAUCGUCUCCAGUCCACUCGUCUCUCCGUCCUCACACAGCUGGCGUCCCCGCGCGGACAUCGGUCACUGUCAGGCUGAUCAUUUUCUCACAGAAGAAGGAAACUGGAGAGGAUACCAACAACCAGCGUUGACUUGGAGUGUGAUUUUAAAGAAGUGUGAAUGACUCACUAAAAAGCACAGUUUGAUUGUGCUUGGCUCUGAACCGCACGGUUAUCAGCCAACGUCUCCUUUCUUUAAAUGAUAAAACCACUCCACAGGGUUGACAUCCAUGGUUUCUGCCCUAAUCAAGACAAUAUCAUCCAACAUUAAAAAGAUUUGCAAAGGAAUGUUCACAAAGAAAUUGGCAAACCCAAUAAAGAAGAAAGAGAAAAGUGAAAAUAAAGAGCCGAAACCGACCACUGAUGUGCCAGUGCACAAUCCAAAUCUCUCUGCUACGCUGAAGACAACAGUUAAAAAGAUUUCCAAAUGCUCUUCGGCACGUAACAUAUCACUGGAGGACGACGACGGAAAGAACGACUGCUCGUCUCUGUCACCGACUUUCAGUUAUCGUGUUGCUAUAGCCAACGGACUCCCCAAAAACUCCCUUCUUUUGAAUAACAAUGAAUGCGUCUUACCUGAUGUUCUUUCAAGUGACAGUAAUUUCUCUGACCCUUUAAGUGAAACCAAGCCUGUUCGGAGACUGCAUGAGCAUAAAUCACACACGAUGCCUGUGAGACGAAACAGGAAGAGCCUCAUCAGUUUGGCUCCCUCUGAUGGAAGUUCUGAAGGCGAGCGGGUGGAACGCUCUAGUCUUCACACUCUUAGGCUGGGUGCUCUUCGCAAGCUACGAAAAUGGAAAAAAAGUCAGGAAUGUGUCUCCUCAGACUCCGAGGUCAGCAACUGGAGAAAAACCUUGGGGAUCCGGAGCAAGUCCUUGGACCGCGCUGGACGACAGCAAAAGAGUUCAACCCUGGAGCCCGGCUCCUCCUCCACAGGGUGCAUCAGCCAAACACAGGAUGUGAUGGAGAUGAUUUUCAAGGAGCUCCAGGGGAUCAGCCAGAUAGAGACAGAAUUGUCUGAGCUGCGUGGUCAUGUCAACGCCCUGAAAAGCUCCAUCGAUGAGAUCUCCAGUAGUGUGGAGGUAGUUCAGAGUGAGAUUGAACAGCUGCGCUCCGGAUUUGUCCAGUCCAGAAGAGAGACACGUGACAUUCAUGACUAUAUAAAGCAGAUUAGCAGUCAGGCCAAUAACUCCACCUUAAGGUUUCUUAAUGUCCCUGAAGAAAGGUCAGAAAGAACAGAAAGUGUCAUAUAUAAAAUGUUAAAAGAUAAAAUGGGUUUCAUUGAUGCUCGCAAAACCAUUAAAAUCGAACUUGCUCACAGGCUAGGUCAACAAAGAGAAUGUUCGAAUGCAAAACCGCGCCCAAUUAUUGUAAUAUUUGCAACAACCCAAGAUCGAGACGUUGUCUUAAAAAAAUGUUAUAAACUUAAAGGGACAGGCAUCACAGUCUCGACUGACAGCUUAACUCCUGAAGGAAAAGAGAGAAAAGAAAAAGCGAUGUCUUCUUCACAGACAUAUGAGAGCAUGGACCUGAAGGUGUCAGGAAAAGACAAAGUGGUAGAGAGUGAUGACUGGGACUCCAUGGACAGCGAUAAAGAAUUGGAUGAAUUAAGCAGGAACAAAUAUGCAAUGGUCAUUUCUAAGCCUGUUCACAAGAGUAAAUCAGAGAAGAGGCGCUCACAUGACCAUAGUCAUUCAGUAGAUGAAGCCAGUUAUUCAGCAGCUGUUCACUAUGCUGACGACGCAUACUAUGAUCCGGACAAGCAUAGUAAAGCGUACUAUUCUGACUUGACCCCCGGCUGGCUUUCGCAGAGUGACUAUUCCACCCCUAAACUCAGUCGAUCAGAGUCGGACUGCUCCAAACUCUGCCAGUCUUACUCUGAAGACUUUUCAGAGAGCCAGUAUUUCACGAGGGCGAACGGAGGCUCUUUGCUGUCGUCCUCUGAUCAGGAACUGUGGCAGAGAAAACAGGAAGACAUGGCUUCUUCUUGGUAUGCAAGCACAGGCCAUCCACCUACUGAUGAAAACCAAACCUUUGAACCCAAUGAGAUUGAAACAACAGAAACCAUUGACAGCGGGGUGAGUAAUGGACUCGUAAGCAUGUCUCGUGAUAGAAGCCACUACAGUGGCUCACAGCUUUCUCUACAAGGUGACCUGUCACCCUGGAAGGAUUGGCAUCAUUUGGAGCAGGGUGCAGACUCCGGCGUAGAAGCUUCUAUUGAGGUCAGCAGUCCGUUUGACCCUUCAACAAUUCCAGGUUUUCCUGAGAACAUUACUAAAUGCCAGGAGGUUGAUUUACAAUUUGAGGGAGAUGAAGAAUUCAUGAUGCUUGACAGAGAUUCUUCUCUACCACCUGUUACUACCCAUAUCAUCCCUCACAUCACAGAAAGGGAAUCUGCCAGAACUUCUACUCGUCAGUCUAAAGAAGGAAGUAAGAUGAUCACAAAAGAAACUGCUAAAUUAUUAGCUAAAGAUGCCGCUAAAGUUGCAAAUAAGCUAACACACAAACACACAAAACUGGCAAAAGAAGAAAACAACAAAGUGUCACCCGUGGAAAGUUCAAAGGUGACUGAUAGGGUUACAGCUAGAGGUACGACUAAAGCAGUCCCCAAAGAGACGUCAAAUGAAACAAAAAAAUCAGCCGCUAAAGAACCUUUACAAACACGUGUUAGCAGUGCUAGCAUACCAAGUAAAGAUGCAGCAAGGACCACAGUUAAAGGGGUCUCUAGAGUCACGUCUAAGGUCCCUUCUACUGAGACUGUGAAAGCCACUCAUAAAACAACUCCAAAAGACAGCCCUGCAGUAACUCCUAAAGACAGUCCUAAAGAGUCCCCCAAAGACAGUCCAAAAAUAACUCCAAUCGAGAGCCCGGCUUCGACCCCUAAAGAGUCCCCCAAAGAUUCUCCUAAAGAGUCACCCAACGUUAUUUCAAAGGAAAUACCAAAAGUUGCAUCUAGAGAAGGUUUAAAAGUCUCUGCUAAAGAAGUCACGAAAGAAUCUGUAAAACAACCCCCCAAAGAAGCCCCCAAAGCUGCCCCAAAGGUGGUACCCAAUGAGACCAGUAAAAUACCCUCAAAAGAAGUUUCUAAAGGUCAACCUCAAGAACUACCACAGGUGAUUCCCAAAGAGAAUAAUAAAGUGUUCCAGAAAGACGCUCCCAAAGCUGCCCCAACAGAAGCCCCCAGGGUAAUUCCUAAAGAGAUCUCCAAAGAGACGUCUAAAGUAACACCCAUAGAUAAAUUCCCUGAACUAGACGUAAAUCAUAGUUUUCACCAGAACCAGAACAAAUCUUCAGCCAUGUACCGCAGUCAGAGUGAGAUCAGGGUGGAGAAGGUUGAAGAAGUUCCAAAGUCUUGGAGCAGUAGGCUUAGCAUAGACCUUAGUGAAAAGUCCUUUGGUUUUGGCUUUGGUUCUACCCUUCAGAGGGCAAAGUCAGCUCUAGAAGUUGUUUGGAAAACAGGCGCUCAGGGAACACCUGCUCCUCCAGAAGAGCCACCCAACCCCCCUUCAUCAUUUAUGGGACGGUUCCGCACCCUGUCCACCUCCACUGCAAAUACGACAGGCUCUACAGUCGAAUCAGACACUCACAGAGAGCCCGUCCUCAACAAGGCAGAGCAAGAAAAAACAGAGGUAAAAGCCGACCCUGGGGAGCCCCCAGUGGACAAUGAGACCCACUACGUGGAAGUUAUGGAACAAGUGUUAGCUAACUUGGAGAACAGAACUAAUCCGAGCGACACUGAUGAAACAAUGGAGGGUACACAGCAGUCUUCUCAGGACUACAAUGUUUCUGAUGACAUUGAAGCUUCACAAGACCAAGGCACACAGAACUUUGAAGCUUCUCCAAAUUUUGAAGCUACUGAUGAAUAUGUGGAAGAUGAAGAGGGAUGUGUUUUGGAGUACGAUUGCAGUUUGGACGAUCAGUACGAUGAAGAGUACGUUGACGAAUACGAGCCCCACCCAACAGAGGGCGCCACCGACUAUGAUGCGAUGGUGGAGUACGUAGAUGUAGAAGAACCAGAUGAGACAGAGGACAAUAUAACGGAGGAGUAUGAAGAGGGAGAUGAGGAGUUAGACGAGAUAGACGAGAUAGUGGAGGAGGUUGUUGAGCCUUCUGAAAAAGUAGAGCCACAGCAGGAAGACGAAAACAAAAAUGUUGCAGAAGAGAAGCCAGCGGAGGCUCCACCGAAGAAGAGACUGCGACCUACAUUCAAGGAGGCAGCACUUCGGGCCUACAGAAAACAGAUGGCUGAACUGGAGCAGCAGAUCUUGGCUGGAGACGCCAGUGCUUUGGAUUCUCAGCCUCGCAGUGUUUUGGAUGCCAAAAUGUCAGGCUUGCAGACUGGAGGGGCUGGCAGUAUUCUUUAUGGUAUUGACAGCAUGCCAGAUUUACGACGCAAGCGGACUGUUCCUCUUGUCCGAGACCUGGCUUUGACCCUCACUGCUCGAAAGGCAGGCAUCUCGUUUGCUCUGGUGAACCGAUCCACACUGAACAACGAGGACCUGAAACUGCACGUCUUCAAAAAGACUCUCCAGGCUUUGAUCUACCCAAUUUCAUCUACAACCCCCCAUAACUUUGAGGUUUGGACGGCCACAGCCCCCACCUACUGCCAUGAGUGCGAGGGGCUGCUGUGGGGGAUUGCUCGUCAGGGCAUGCGCUGUUCAGAAUGUGGAGUCAAAUGCCACGAGAAAUGCCAGGACCUGCUGAAUGCAGAUUGUUUACAAAGAGCUGUGGAGAAAAGCUCCAAACAUGGUGCCGAGGACAAGACCCAGAACAUAAUAAUGGCGAUGAAGGAGCGCAUGAAGAUACGAGAGAAGAACCGCCCUGAGGUGUUCGAGGUCAUCCAGGAGAUGUUCCACGUCUCCAAAGAGGACUUCACCACUCACCUGAAGACGGCCAAACAAGCUGUGCUCGAUGGAACCUCCAAAUGGUCUGCCAAGAUCAGCAUCACAGUCAUGAGUGCACAGGGAUUACAGGCCAAGGACAAAACCGGCUCCAGCGACCCGUAUGUGACCGUGCAGGUGGGAAAAACCAAACGCAGGACAAAGACCAUCUUUGGAAACCUCAACCCUGUCUGGGACGAGAAGUUUUACUUCGAAUGUCACAACGCCACCGAUCGCAUCAAGGUCCGAGUGUGGGACGAGGACGACGACAUCAAGUCCCGGGUGAAGCAGCACUUCAAACGGGAGUCGGACGACUUCCUGGGUCAGACCAUCAUAGAGGUCCGAACGCUGAGCGGAGAGAUGGAUGUCUGGUACAACCUGGAUAAGAGGACGGACAAGUCGGCCGUGUCUGGAGCCAUAAGGCUCAAGAUCAGUGUGGAGAUGAAGGGAGAGGAGAACGUGGUGCCCCCUCAUGGCCAGUACACCUGUUUACACGAGAACCUGUUCCACUAUCUGACCGAGGUGAAGAGCGGCGGCGUGGUGAAGAUCCCGCAGGUGAAAGGGGACGAGGCGUGGAAGGUCUACUACGAUGACGUGUCUCAGGAGAUAGUGGAUGAGUUCGCCAUGAGAUACGGAGUGGAAUCCAUCUAUCAGGCCAUGACACACUUCUCCUGUCUGUCUGCCAAGUACAUGUGUCCUGGUGUUCCAGCAGUGAUGAGCAACCUCCUCGCAAACAUCAAUGCCUACUUUGCCCACACCACCACGACCACCACAACCACUGCCUCAGCUUCGGAUCGAUUCGCCGCCUCAAACUUUGGGAGGGAGAAAUUUGUGAAACUUCUGGAUCAGCUGCACAACUCCCUGAGGAUCGAUCUCUCCAAAUACCGGGAUAAUUUCCCUGCAGGAAACCCAGAGAGACUGCAGGAUCUCAAGUCCACGGUAGACCUGCUGACCAGCAUCACCUUCUUCAGGAUGAAGGUUCAAGAGCUCCAGAGUCCUCCCAGGGCCAGUAUGGUGGUGAAGGACUGUGUCAGAGCCUGUCUGGACUCAACCUACAAAUACAUCUUUGACAACUGUCAUGAACUCUACAACCAGCUCCUGGACCAGAGUCGGAAACAGGACCUCCCCCGUGAGGAGCAGGGGCCGUCAAUAAAGAAUCUGGACUUCUGGCCAAAACUCAUCACUCUCAUGGUGUCUGUAAUCGAUGAGGACAGAACGGCUUACACCCCAGUCGUAAACCAGUUUCCACAGGAGGUCAGCGUGGGCAAGAUCAGUGCUGAGAUCAUGUGGACCCUCUUCGCCCAGGACAUGAAGUAUGCAAUGGAAGAGCAUGAUAAGCAGCGCUACUGUAAAAGUACAGAAUACAUGAAUCUUCACUUCAAAGUCAAAUGGUUCCAUAAUGAGUACGUCCGUGAACUCCCGGCUUUUAAGGGCGUUCCCCCCGAGUAUUCUCUGUGGUUCGAGCCGUUUGUCAUCCAGUGGCUGGAUGAGAACGAAGAUGUGGCUAUGGAUUUCCUGAAUGGAGCUUUGGAGCGGGACAAGAAGGAUGGAUUUCAGCAGACCUCAGACCACGCCCUCUUUUCCUGUUCGGUGGUGGACGUGUUCACGCAGCUGAACCAAAGUUUUGAGAUCAUCAAAAAGCUGGAGUGUCCAAACCCACAGGCUCUGGCUCACUUCAUGUGUCGCUUUGCAAAGACCAUCAACAAAGUUCUUUUACAGUAUGCAGCGAUCAUAUCCAAGGACUUCCCCACUCACCUGAACAAGGAGAACGUGCCGUGUAUUCUCCUCAACAACAUCCAACAGCUUCGUGUCCAGUUGGAGAAGAUGUUUGAGUCCAUGGGAGGCAAACAGCUGGAUGCAGAGGCCAGUGAUCUGCUGAAGGAGCUGCAGAACAAACUCAACACCGUGCUGGAUGAGCUCAGCGGAGUGUUUGGCUCCAGUUUCAAGCCUGUGAUUGAGGAUUGUGUGAAGCAGAUGAACCAGGAACUGGUUCAGAUGAAAGGUCCAGUUAAAGGCAGCAAUCCAGCCAUGGAUGCAGAGAGCGUUCUCCGGCCGCUCAUGGACCUUUUGGAUAAAAAUUUAAUGUUAUUUGCCAAGAUUUGUGAGAAGACGGUGCUGAAACGAGUUCUCAAAGAGCUGUGGAAAAUCGUGCUGAACACCAUCGAGAGAACUAUCGUUCUCCCUCCGCUCAGUGACCAGAGUCAGGGGGCGCAGAUGAUCUUCAGUGCUGCCAAAGACCUGGGACAGCUGUCCAAACUCAAGGAGCAUGUCAUUCGAGAGGAAGCCAGAAGUCUGACUCCACGCCAGUGUGCGGCCAUGGACCUUGUACUUCCCACCAUCAAGCAAUACUUCCAUGCUGGAGGAAAUGGACUGAAGAAAACAUUCCUUGAAAAGAGUCCUGACAUGAAGUCCCUCAAAUAUGCUCUAAGCCUUUACACACAACCUACAGAUGCCUUGAUCAAGAAAUAUAUAUGCACCCAAACCUCUCAAGGUCAGUCAUCUAACGGCUCGGUGGGGGAGGUGUCGAUGCAAGUGAAUCUCAUCUCUCACCCUGGCACUGGAGAGCACAAAGUCAGCGUGAAGGUGGUUGCGGUGAACAACAUCGUGUGGCAGACCAACGCCAUGUUCCGCCCCUUCGUAGAGGUCAACGCUGUGGGACCACACCUGGCUGACAAGAAGCGAAAAUUUAGCACCAAGACCAAGAACAACAACUGGUCACCAAAGUACAAUGAAACAUUCCAGUAUGUUCUCAGUAAUGAACACGGUCCAGAGGCCUACGAACUGCAUGUUUCAGUCAAGGACUACUGCUUUGCCCGUGAGGAUCGCAUCAUCGGCAUGACGGUCAUCCAGCUCCGUGAGCUGGCUGACAGCGGCAGCUGCUGCGCCUGUUACCCGCUGAUCAAGAGCAUCACCAUGGAUGAAACAGGUCUCACCAUCAUGAGGAUACUGUCGCAAAGGACCCACGACGAGGUGGCCAAGGAGUUCGUGCGUCUGAAGACAGACACGCGCUCGACAGAAGAAGUGUCGUAAUGUGCAGCAAAGAAAAAAAAAAUCAAGUGAAAAAGCAAAAAGCAGUAUUAUAAAGAGUUGUGUUGUCCCGAGUGAGUGACGGAGAGAGACGGAGGAGGAGAAGGAAAGUAGCAGCAUUUAGCCCAUCAGGGUGGACGCAGCAGGAGAGUUAGACCGGCCAAAGACAAGCAGGAGUCAGGGGGGAGGCAGAGAGCCAAGAGUGGGUGAGACAGACAGACAGAGAGAGAGAGAGAGAGAGAGAGAGAGAGAGAAAUGUAAUUGUUUGUUUUGUGCAUGUGCGUAAAACAUCUGUUGGAAUGUUCAUUUUAACUCUACAGUAUGUACAAGUGUUUACUUACCGUAUGCUUACUAUUAAGUACUAUAUUCUACAAGUUAUGUUAAUGAGACAUGAAAUACCUUUUGUACAACAUUUAGUCUUUUUGAACGAAAUUUGUUCCAAUAAAGUGCCAAACCAGUGGAAAAAAGAAGAAAACAAAUGUAUAUGAAUUAUGGUGAACUUAGUAUCUUUGAUUUUUUUCAUCUUAUUUCAGUCCAUUGUACGUCACCUGACCGUGUGGCACACCCCUUGGUUUCGUGUUCUUCCACACAGAUCUGUUCUGUGCCCCUUCUUUUCUCAGUCAUGUCUCUUCCGUGAAUCCACGUAGUGACCGAUGAGCAGGGUCCUGACCCCUCGCCUUUAAACCAUUUGUAUCGAAGGUCGACCAGAAAAUAGAGGCGUUUUUCUAAAUGGCGAUGACUGCUACAUAAACCUUCAUAGGUGUUUGUAAUUUUAUAACCAUGACAACAGUGACGACGGUCUGAACAGAAAGGAUGGAAAAAAUCUUUCUUUCAUUUGGCUACUUAUUCUUGAAUUUGCUCUUUUACGUUGGGCCUUUUGGAACCACCACUGUGAACAUGAGCUCUGGAAGGCACUUCUUACCACACUGCAUUUUGAUAUUAUUGAUUCAUAUUUUUCUGACAAACUGCCAAAGUUUCUUCAAACACUUGUACAAAGGCGAUCUGUAACAUUUAUGAGGAUUACUAUGUACUUGUACAUCAUUUACUUCUCCAUUGCUUACUGUUGGAUUGUUGUCAGGCAGUGCUAAAAUGUUAUUUUUCUUAUUUCCUGUAUAGCAGUUUGGAGGAAGAAAAAAAAGAGAUAAACAUUGCACAUGUUUCUUCACACGUAAGUUAUGAUUAUCUCUCACAAAAGUUAUUUUUCUUCAUAAAGAAAGAGUCUAACAUUUGGUAAAUAUGCAACAUUCCUAUGUAUUGCACUGAUGGCGAAUUGUAUGUCAUGUAAAUAUAUUUAGUGAGAUAUUGUACAAAAGUCUACUUUUCUUCAGUGUGCAUAAAGUAUGUGCAAAUGUGUUAAAA